Messenger RNA from Bursaphelenchus okinawaensis, 2269 nucleotides. The record is from the annotation of a GenBank genome assembly. Lineage: Eukaryota; Metazoa; Nematoda; Chromadorea; Rhabditida; Aphelenchoididae.
AUGCAGAGGGCAGUUUUAAUCCUGCUCCUCGGCGUUCAACUCGCCUCUGCCCAAAUCGACGCGUUCGGCGGCCCCAAUCGCUACGCCGCCAAGCCCACCAUCACGCCAGACAUCCAAAAGUACUUUGAGUUGGAUGGACAUGCUCGCGAACUGGUUGACACGCUAAUUGGCCCCCGUCCCGGCGGUUUCUUCCCCGAAAAGACUUACGAAGUUGCGCGACCAUCUUACGGCGGUGGACCAGCUGGACCACAGGAUGGGUUGACUCAAAUUGGCAAUGCCUUGAGCAACUUCUUCAACGGUCCACCUGCCCCACAAGGCGCUGGAGAUUUGCAACUUCCACCUGGCUUCAACCAAGGCUUCUCGUUGAACAACGGAGGAAAACCAGCUUUGAGUUCGUUCCAAGAAAAUGGAAAGAUUUCGGUAAGAAUGACACAUUGAAUAACAUACAUAUACCCAAUUUUGCUUAUGUAAAAAUGAGAAAAGAAAUUAUUUUUUUUAAAUUUAAUUUCAAACCUUUAGCACGCCCCAGUAGAACAACGUGCCUCUGAAAUCCAACGUGCUCCGUCAAAGUCCUCCAUCUCCGGAAUCCCUUCCGACUACCCCAAGUUGCCAAAGUUUCCAUACGCCAACAACUUUGACCCCAACGGAGCCGGACCGUCCGUCCUUAAAGCCGCGCCAGAAAUUCCAAAGUUCGCGAGUCGUCCAGAGGUUCCAGAAGGCGGAUUCGGAGCCAUGAGUGAUCUUCGUCGCUACCCAUCUUCAGUUUCAGAAGCUGCCCAAAAGCCAUUGAGCUCGUCGGCCACCAACGGAGAAUACAGUGAAGACACGUUGACCGAUGAGCCACGUCAAGCCGGUGGUUUGAUUGGUACCAUCAUGGACCUGUUUGCCAUGAGCAAGGACAAAGAGAACCCACCAGACUUGAGCAACGUUGCCAAGGGUGUGGGUAACUUGUUGACUGGUCAAAACUCGCCUCUGCCAGGAAAGAACAUCGUGAACAAUGUGUUGUACAAAGCUUUGACUCAAAACUCAGUUGACUCCAACUCGACCUACGGUCUUCCAAAAUUCGACUUUGAUUCAAGCACUCCAAUCACUCUGACCGAAGCUCAACAAAAAGCUAUCUCCGAAAACUUGGAAAUGGUUGAGGGUCUGAUUGUUCAACCUUCUUCUCCUUUGUGUAACCCAAAACCUUCGCCUGUAGCUGAGUUGAGCAUUGAUGCUUUCAUGGGAACUUGGUAUCAAGUUGUGUACAGUCCACCAUUGUCCUCAACUCCAUGCAGUAUGGUUACCUACAAAAAGAUGAGUGAAGUAAACCCACAGAACGGAGGUAUCGGCAGUUUGUUCGAAGUGUUUGAAUACAAGACUGGAGGAGCACCAUACAGCAAGCCUACCAUCACCAGUGGAUUCGCCAUCUUGAAGGAGAUUGGAGAACUUAUCUUCAGGACUACUGCCAACAAGGAGGAUGUUACAGGUAGGCAUUGCUUUUUCUCUUGGAGUUAUUUUUUUCAUGUUGUGUUUUACAUUUCAAAACUAAGGUUAUUUUUUCAAAUAAAAAAAAAACUAAAAAACUGUUUUAAAUAACGUCAUCUUCAGUUUAUAUUAUCCACAACGGCCCAAUCAACGAAGACGGCAAAUACGAAUACAUUGUAAUGUCGACAAACUGUAACUAUCCACUUUACGUGUUUGCUCGUGAUCCUGUUGCUUACAGACAAGUAAGUGCAGCUUUUUAAGGUUAUCUAGCAAAGCAAAACGAGCAGUUUCCAAAACAGUAGAGUUGUAAUUUUUAGUUUCAACCUAAAUACCUAAAAAUACAAGAAAAGCAUGGUAAAGCAACCAAAAUACGAUAAUUUGUAAUAAGAUAGAAUAGUAAAAACUUACAAAUUUUUGAAAGAACAACCUAAUAUGUCUAAACGAUGUAGCAUUCUAACAUAGAGUUUGUGCGUAGAACAAAAUCAGACAAAAAAUGGUUCAAAAACUUCUUGACGCAAAGAGUUGCAGAAUGCCAAGAUAUGUUUUCGUAUCAAGAUAAACUUUAAUGUUUAUGCGUAUAUCAAAUCUUAAAUUCUUAAAACUAUAUCUUUAUUUCUUUCAUUUUUAUCGGCUCUACACCCACUUACAUUGCUAAACUUUUCAGAAGUACGAAAAGCAGGUAUUGACGUAUCUGGAGAAACGCGGAAUCAUCAGCGGCUUCUCGAAGCUCUUCAACACGGUCGCACCGGUCGAUGCGAGCACCUGUACAUUCCCUCCAAACCUCUUCAAUUCUCAAGUGUAA